GGCAGGGGAGACCCCUGUGUGGGGGAGGUGGUGUGGGGGAGGCGGUGAAGGCAGGGUCUGAGGCUCGCAGUGGCCCUCAGUGCCUGCCGAGCCCUCCUCUCUGCCUGAGCGUCACUGCGUGUGUGGGUCAGGUCCCAACCGAGAGCGUCUCCCCGGCAGCUGGCCAGUUCCCCCGGCUCAGCCUGCAUUUCCACCUCCGGAGGAACCGAGGCGUCUACAUCAUCCAGUCCUACGUGCCCUCCAUCCUCCUAGUCGCCAUGUCCUGGGUCUCCUUCUGGAUCAGCCAGGCGGCAGUGCCGGCCAGGGUGUCUCUAGGUAUCACUACGGUGCUGACCAUGACCACGCUGAUGGUCAGCGCCCGCUCCUCCCUCCCGCGGGCCUCGGCCAUCAAGGCGCUGGACGUGUACUUCUGGAUCUGCUACGUCUUUGUGUUCGCCGCAUUGGUGGAGUAUGCCUUUGCGCAUUUCAAUGCUGACUACCGGAAGAAGCAAAAGGCCAAGGUCAAGGUCAAGGAGCAGAAAGCAGAGGUGAGGCGGAGCCUGUUGGCUCUCUG
Ailuropoda melanoleuca (giant panda) is the source of this 553-nucleotide messenger RNA. RefSeq names its product gamma-aminobutyric acid receptor subunit delta-like. Gene Ontology annotation, biological process: monoatomic ion transmembrane transport. The transcript has 2 exons. Gene Ontology annotation, molecular function: transmembrane signaling receptor activity; monoatomic ion channel activity. Gene Ontology annotation, cellular component: membrane. The record is from RefSeq and is a predicted model, not a curated record. The annotation marks the transcript as partial. NCBI's taxonomy places the organism in Eukaryota, Metazoa, Chordata, Mammalia, Carnivora, Ursidae.